CCGUGCCGUCAUCCGCCAGGCCGCCCACUCAGGAACCCUUUAAAAGAAACGGCCUUUAAGCUCUGGCCAAGCAUAAAAGCUUCCACUCCGCUGCAUCCAGCGUACUGAUUGUGGCGGGGCCCCUUUCUGGUGUCGCAUGCAUCUCGAAGUGUGCUCCUCCUUCAUUCUUCAAAAGUGCAAUACUCGCGCUGUGGUCUUAUCCCGAUAUCCUCGCGUUCGGAUAUAUAACGGUUAUUUAUAUCCGCUAGGCAAUUUCUGAAUCACUCGAUUUGAUCCACAGCUCGAAGCCUCUGGAAAAUGCCCUCAUGGCUACCUUCACUACCGUAUCCUCCCUCGAGCCGCGGAUACUGGCAUCCGGUGACAUCAACAAUCAAUUGGUGCGAAGAGGAUUAUUAUGCCACCAUUUACGCUGCAGAAGUUAUUAAUACCCUUACGAAUCUUCUAUUUCUCUACCUAGCAUAUAAAGGGAUCUCGAACUGUUGGACUCAAGGACAUGACAGCAUCUUUCUGGUAACCUUCGUAGGUUAUUUGUUAGUGGGUGCCGGCAGCUUUCUUUUCCACGCCACCUUGAAAUACCCAAUGCAACUUGUUGAUGAGCUCUCGAUGAUAUAUACGACGUGCCUGAUGUGCUAUGCGACUUUUUCCUACGCAAAGACUCGUUUAUACGCCUUUAUUCUCGCCAUUGCCCUUGUUUCACUUGCUCUUUUCAUCACAUUGUACUAUCACUACCUUCAGGAUCCAGCGUUUCAUCAGAAUGCAUACGCCAUUCUCACGGCAGUAGUCCUCCUGCGAAGUAUGUACGUCAUGGAGAUUAGCAUCCGACCCUCACUACGUCGAAGGGAGGCAAAUCAUAAAAAAGAAGAAAUUGAAGGCUCGCUCAGUCGUGAGACAAUUCAGGAACAGGAUAGAAAGGAUCGCAGGGACGAAGUGAUCCUGAAGGAUAUGUGGACCAUGAUUGCUUCUGGUCUCUCCAUAUUUCUGGGAGGAUUUGCGAUCUGGACAUUAGAUAAUGAAUAUUGUUCCAGCUUAAGAAGGUGGAGGAGACAGAUUGGUCUCCCUUGGGGCAUUCUUUUGGAAGGCCAUGGAUGGUGGCAUCUUAUGACUGGCAUCGGGGCCUACUUCUACAUUGUUUGGGGCAUCUGGCUACGACACUGCCUCAAUGGUCGACAGGAAGAGUAUAUGAUGUACUGGCCCCGUCUGUACGUUCUUCCGGAAAUACUUCGAAGGGAGCACGAGCCGGCCUUCCAUGAUGGUACUAUCACUAAGAAGGAAAAAUCCAAAUGAUUGACUGCGUUGCGAUCUGAUUACAAAUACAGAAGUCUACCCCAAGACGAAGUGUUGAACGGAACUUGCAAU
Messenger RNA from Xylona heveae TC161, 1356 nucleotides. RefSeq names its product alkaline phytoceramidase. NCBI's taxonomy places the organism in Eukaryota, Fungi, Ascomycota, Xylonomycetes, Xylonales, Xylonaceae. Bases 298 to 1284 code for a protein of 328 amino acids. Gene Ontology annotation, biological process: ceramide biosynthetic process; ceramide catabolic process. Gene Ontology annotation, cellular component: endoplasmic reticulum membrane. The transcript is spliced from 4 exons. The record is from RefSeq and is a predicted model, not a curated record.